Oryza brachyantha (malo sina) is the source of this 2277-nucleotide messenger RNA. RefSeq names its product S-type anion channel SLAH3-like. The record is from RefSeq and is a predicted model, not a curated record. Bases 193 to 2031 code for a protein of 612 amino acids. Lineage: Eukaryota; Viridiplantae; Streptophyta; Magnoliopsida; Poales; Poaceae. Gene Ontology annotation, cellular component: membrane. Gene Ontology annotation, molecular function: voltage-gated monoatomic anion channel activity. Gene Ontology annotation, biological process: transmembrane transport; intracellular monoatomic ion homeostasis. The transcript is spliced from 4 exons.
AUGUAGCUGCAGGCCUGUGUCCUCCCUGCCACGCUCCACGAUGGACAGCCGGACGUCGUCGCCGGAGGCCGUCGUACGUCGUCGUCGCUAGCUACUAACAUACAUCGAUCACCGGCGGCGGCAGUGACUUCCGGUCCUACUGGCUCCUGGCACGGCACACCGGCCGUGUCCUGGUAGGGAGUGAAGUGAACCAUGGAGGCCAACGGCAGCAAGCCCGGCGGCGAGGUGCCGUCGCUUCUCGCCGACGUUGAGGUCUCCAACCUCGCCGGCUUCGAUGUCAUGGCCCCGACCACGGCGCCUCAACCCAGCCCGCGUCCUCUGCUGCACACCAACACGGCGGCGCGCCCACGGGUGCCGCCGCUGGACCGCGUGCCGCGGCGCGGCGGCGAGGUGGCCGUCCCGACGCUCGGCUCGCCGCACCAGCCGCCGGGGUUCCGGUCGGUGCAGCCCGUGUCCGUCAGCCUGCCGGCGUCGCCGAGCGGCUUCGGCGCGCCGGUACCCGUGGGCGGCGGCGGCGACUCGGACGUCGUCGACCUCCGGAGGCAGGCCAUGGCGAACGCGGCGCGGGAGCCGCAGCACUCGCCGGGGUCGCAGGCGAAGGCCGGCAACGGCGUGCGAUACGUGCAGCCGGAGAAUAGGAUGUUCCGGUCGCAGCCGAUCCCCGGUGGGCAGCCGUCGCGCACCGUGACGCGCGGCCGCGCCAUGAGCAGGGACAAGCGCUACGACUCGUUCAAGACGUGGUCCGGGAAGCUCGAGCGGCAGAUCACACACCUCGCCGGCGUCGGCCCGGAGACCCCCGCAGAGAAGGACGGCGACGAAGCCAUCGGCAGCCACCGCACCUUCUCCCUGCCCAAGGUUGAUCGCUUCUUCGCCGCGCUGGAAGGCCCCGAGCUGGACCAGCUCAAGUCGGAGGAGGAGCUGGUGCUGCCGUCCGACAAGACGUGGCCGUUCUUGCUCCGGUUCCCGGUGUCAGCGUUCGGUAUCUGUCUCGGCGUGAGCAGCCAGGCGAUCCUGUGGAAGACGAUCGCGACGUCGGCGCCGACGACGUUCCUGCACGUCACCACCAAGGUCAACCUGGUGCUGUGGUGCGUCUCGGUGGCGCUCAUGUGCGCCAUCUCGGCCAUCUACGGCGCCAAGGUGGCGUUCUUCUUCGAGGCCGUCCGCCGCGAGUACUACCACCCCAUCAGGGUCAACUUCUUCUUCGCGCCAUGGAUCGCUUGCCUCUUCCUGGCCAUCGGCGUGCCGCCCUCCGUCGUCGCGACGACGCUGCCGCAGUGGCUCUGGUACGCGCUCAUGGCGCCCGUGCUGUGCCUGGAGCUCAAGAUCUACGGGCAGUGGAUGUCCGGCGGGCAGAGGCGGCUGUCCAAGGUGGCGAACCCGUCGAACCACUUGUCCGUCGUCGGGAACUUCGUCGGCGCGCUGCUGGGCGCGUCGAUGGGACUCAGGGAGGGCCCCGUCUUCUUCUUCGCCGUCGGGCUGGCGCACUACGGCGUGCUGUUCGUGACGCUGUACCAGCGGCUGCCGACGAACGAGACGCUGCCCAAGGAGCUGCACCCGGUGUUCUUCCUGUUCGUGGCGGCGCCGAGCGUGGCGUCCAUGGCGUGGGCCAGGAUCACCGGCGAGUUCGGCCUCGGGUCCAGGCUCGCCUACUUCGUCGCCGUGUUCCUGUACGCGUCGCUCGCCGUGCGGAUCAACUUCUUCCGCGGGUUCAGGUUCUCUCUGGCGUGGUGGGCCUACACCUUCCCGAUGACCGGCGCCGCCAUCGCCUCCAUCCGCUACUCGACGGAGGUGGACAACGCCUUCACCAAGGCGGUCUGCGUCGCGCUCUCCGCGGUGGCCACGCUCACCGUCACGGGGCUCUUCGCCACCACCAUGGUGCACGCCUUCGUGCUCCGCAACCUCUUCCCCAAUGACAUCGCCAUCGCCAUCACCGACGGGCAGGGCAUGAGCCCCAUCAAGGAGCUGCACGAGAUGCGCGGCGACGGCGACGGUGACGAUGACAUUGAGACCGGUGCGGCCACCGAUCAGUAGAAAAGCUUGAGCUGUUUGUGAGAUGACAGGAUUGGAUUCUUGAAUUGCUUGGCGGCAUUGCCAGGGUGUGAUGCAUGAUAGUGCAACCACAUGUAUCCUAUGGAGAUGAAGAGUUCUUGAAUUAGAGCAACAAUGUUUUGUACAUUACGUAUCUCAUUAGAUAUUGUUCUAGCAGAUGUUUUGUACAUUAGUAUCCAAUAUGUUCUUUAGUAUUACUGUUCACUGUAUCAUUUUUUUUAAAUCAAU